AUCACAUUCCACUACGAUCGAAACGCGGACGCAGCGGCGGGCUUUGGGGAGGAUGCGUUGGUGCGCUUGCAGGCACAGUGCCGAGCCUACCUUGCCAAAAAGCGCUUUAGAGAGAAUGAAGCCGUUCGCAUUAUUCAAAAGAAUGCAGCUCUCUACUUCGACCCAUGGUUUCGGCUCUUCCUCGUGCUGAAGCCCCAUCUCAAGCACUUCCGUCUGGAAGAGGAAAUCAUUCAAUUGAAGAGUGAGCUCGAAAAGUACAAGGCGAUGGUCAACGUUCUGCGCUACGAAAACGUGGCCUACCAAGAUAAGAUAUCGCGACUCCUCACACUUCUAGACCAGAUGCACUCCGACGGUACAAGCAGUGACCUCAUCAGUAAACUCAUAAAAGAGUUGUCGAUGGCUGUCGCCGAUCACCAGAAGCAGUGGCGCUCAAUGGUUGAAAAGCUGCCUUCGAGUGAAUUGAACGGAGUUGCAAGUGGAAUAUCCGCCAUCAUUGGUCAAAAUAAUGCUAAUGGCGCGAUGGACGCGAUGACAGAGAACUCGUACAAACUGGCCAAGGAGAAUGCGGAAUUCUAUCGCGAGCAGUUGGAACUGCUACGAGAGGACGUAGAAGCGCAGAAUGCCCGCAUCAGCCAGCACUACGAAGAGAAGAUCGGUGUGCUGUCAGAACGGGUGGAACAGCUGCAAAAUAUGCUGACUCAGGAGAGCUUCCGUGUGGAGCGCCUCAACGGAGAGCUGGAUGCGGCUAACGGCCAAUUGGUAGAGGCGCGAGAGACGGAGGACAACCUCACCAGUAUGGUAGACAGACUGAAAAAUGAGUUGGAUAGACGUCGCCUCGUCUCCGCCAGUGAGCCUGGUACUCCUGGCGAGCCCACCAUCGUUGCCAACACCACCCAGAACGCCUACGCCGCCCCUCCACUUCCUACAUCCAUAGAAAUGCUUAAUGAUCAGAGACAGGGAGAACAGAUGAGUGCCUUAAGGAAAUUGGCAGGAAUUCGCAGUUUCCUCUCAGAGAAUCCGGAGAUCUAUGAAACCCUGAAGGAUACUCCAUUAGGUCAGGGCGGUGAAUAUGACAUCCUCUCUCCCAACGAUAGGGUGGAAAGUGGUUCUCUCGGCGUGGAUGGGGGCCUUGGGCACUCGAUGAACUCAAUCUUCCAUUCACAGUCGCACAUUGAGAAUUACCACCUGGGUCGAACUCAAGAGAUGGACAACCGAUAUGAUACGCUUCAGCAGAAGCUGGAUGAAGAGAUUGGAUACAGGGAGGAUCUGGAAUUGGAGGCGCAAGAGAUGCGCAACAAGAUCUCCAAUCUGCAGCGUCAAGUGAGGCGCCAGCGCGACGAGCAUGAAGAAGAGUUGGUAGAACGGGAACAGGCACAUACUCGGCGGAUACGCGAACUUGAUGACAUGAUCGACGAACUGACUCGAGAGAAACAGGAUCUCGAGAAACGCUGUCUCGAGUUGCAAAAUAAGGUGGAGGAGCUUCGUCAAUCUCCUGAUCUAAGUGAUAGCGAAAAUGGUGGUGACGAGCUCCGCGACACACAAGCCAAACUGGCUGCUGAAAAUCGUCAGUACCAGAAGGAGCUGGAUCAAAUAAGGGAGGACUUUGAGCAGUACAAGCGCGAGAAUAACACACAGGAGCUAAAAGAACAGUUGGCUGAAAAGGACGAGAAGAUAUCUCAGCUGGAAGUUAGCCAACGUCACACAAGCUCAGAUAUGGAGAUUCUUAAUGUUCGACUGCAAAACGCCAACAAACUUCUCGAUGACAACGAGCAGCGCCUACGCAGCUUGACGAAGGAGCGACAGGGUCUGAUGCAUCGCAUCUCUCAGCUUGAAGGAGAGCGUGAUGCAGCUGUACGUGAGGCAGCCUCUGUAACUGGCAAGGCGGGCGCAGAGCGCGAGGCUUCGGUUGCGCGACUGCGCGAACUGGAGGAUCUCAAACUUGAGCGUGCUGCUUACCAAAAGGACUUCACUGAGAUGAAAUUGCAUCUCAUGGAGACAAGUACGAAAGCGGAAGCAGAGAAGCACGCCUUAGAAAAACGUCUAAAUGACCUUGAAACCGCAUCAAAUAAACGGGAGACUGAUCUUAAAGCCGACCUUGAUGCGUACAAGGAAAAAGUGGAGAAUCUUCAGCAAGAGUUGUCGGAGCUACAUAAGGUGGAGUCGGCGACAUCAACAGACAACCGCCAUCUAAAGCGGCGGAUUCGUGAGCUACAGGAUAGCGUGGAUACUUACACACGACGAGUAGCAGAACUGGAACGUCGCAACGCGGAUCUGAGCGCAGAGGUGGAACGAACACGAGCCAGCUUAAGCGCAAGCCGUGAGGCCGCGGCAAGUUUGCUGCGUGACAGACAAACCCUAGCUAGCGAAGGUUACGACUUCUCCGCCACUGGUCCGGGCACCGACACAGUAGAGUACUCCGACGACGAGGAGGCUGACGUGUCAAAUAGCAUCGAUGAAAUCACUGCCUCAACUAGAGACCCCGGCCGACGUAGCGCUUCCUACUAUGGUGGCCUCGGUGGCACCCAAACAGUCGAUCGUUAUCGCAAUAGUAGUCGACAACGGUAA
Molecule: messenger RNA, 2565 nt
Organism: Hydatigera taeniaeformis
Lineage: Eukaryota; Metazoa; Platyhelminthes; Cestoda; Cyclophyllidea; Taeniidae
Source: the annotation of a GenBank genome assembly